AUGACAUCAUACAGAGGGAUCCUGGCACCACCAUUGUCUAGUCACGCACCUUGUACUAUCCUACCUAAGACCGAGGCCUACCCAAUCACUGCCCGGAAUAGUCCGUCUAUCAUUAAGACCGAGACCUACCCAAUCACUACCCAGAAUAGUCCGUCUAUCAUUAAGACCGAGGCCUACCCAAUCACUACCCAGAAUAGUCCGUCUAUCAUUAAGACCGAGUCCUACCCAACCGAGGCCUACCCAAUCAUUACCCGGGAUAUUCCGUCCAUCAUUAAGACCGAGGCCUACCCAAUCACUACCCGGAAUAGUCCGUCCAUCAUUAAGACCGAGGCCUACCCAAUCACUACCCGGAAUAGUCCGUCUAUCAUUAAGACCGAGGCCUACCCAAUCACUACCCGGAAUAGUCAGUCUAUCAUUAAGACCGAGGCCUACCCAAACAUUAAGACCGAGGCCUACCCAAUCACUACCCGGAAUAGUCCGUCUAUCAUUAAGACCGAGGCCUACCCAAUCACUACCCGGAAUAGUCCGUCUAUCAUUAAGACCGAGGCCUACCCAAUCACUACCCAGAAUAGUCCGUCUAUCAUUAAGACCGAGGCCUACCCAACCGAGGCCUACCCAAUCAUUACCCGGGAUAUUCCGUCCAUCAUUAAGACCGAGGCCUACCAAAUCACUACCCAGAAUAGUCCGUCUAUCAUUAAGACCGAGGCCUACCCAACCGAGGCCUACCCAAUCACUACCCGGAAUAGUCAGUCUAUCAUUAAGUCCGAGGCCUACCCAAUCUCUUCCCGGAAUAGUCCGUCUAUCAUUAAGACCGAGGCCUACCCAAUCACUACCCGGAAUAGUCCGUCUAUCAUUAAGACCGAGGCCUACCCAACCGAGGCCUACCCAAUCACUACCCGGAAUAGUCCGUCCAUCAUUAAGACCGAGGCCUACCCAAUCACUACCCAGAAUAGUCCGUCUAUCAUUAAGACCGAGGCCUACCCAAUCACUACCCGGAAUAGUCCGUCUAUCAUUAAGACUGAGGCCUACCCAACCGAGGCCUACCCAAUCACUACCCGGAAUAGUCCGUCCAUCAUUAAGACCGAGGCCUACCCAACCGAGGCCUACCCAAUCACUACCCGGAAUAGUCCGUCUAUCAUUAAGACCGAGGCCUACCCAAUCACUACCCGGAAUAGUCCGUCUAUCAUUAAGACCGAGGCCUACCCAAUCACUACCCGGAAUAGUCCGUCUAUCAUUAAGACCGAGGCCUACCCAAUCACUACCCGGAAUAUUCCGUCUAUCAUUAAGACCGAGGCCUACCCAACCGAGGCCUACCCAAUCACUACCCGGGAUAUUCCGUCGAUCAUUAAGACCGAGACCUACCCAACCGAUGCCUACCCUGUCACUGCCCGGAAUAGUGCGAUCAUUAAGGCAGAGGCCUACCCAAUCACUACCCGGAAUAGUCCGUCUAUCAUCAAGGCCGAGGCCUACCCAAUCACUACCCGGAAUAGUCCGUCUAUCAUUAAGACCGAGGCCUACCCAAUCACUUCCCGGAAUAGUCCGUCUAUCAAUAAGACCGAGGCCUACCCAAUCACUACCCGGAAUAAUCCGUCUAUCAUUAAGACCGAGGCCUACCCAAUCACUACCCGAAAUAGUCCGUCUAUCAUUAAGACCGAGGCCUACCCAAUCACUACCCGGAAUAGUCCGUCUAUCAUUAAGACCGAGGCGUACCCAACCGAGGCCUACCCAAUCACUACCCGGGAUAGUCCGUCUAUCAUUACCCGGAAGACCGAGGCCUACCCAAUCACUACCCGGAAUAGUCCGUCUAUCAUUAAGACCGAGGCCUACCCAAUCACUACCCGGAAUAGUCCGUCUAUCAUUAAGACCGAGGCCUACCCAACCGAGGCCUACCCAAUCACUACCCGGAAUAGUCCGUCCAUCAUUAAGACCGAGGCCUACCAAACCGAGGCCUACCCAAUCACUACCCGGAAUAGUCCGUCUAUCAUUAUGGCCGAGGCCUACCCAAACACUACCCGGAAUAGUCCGUCUAUCAUUAAGACCGAGGCCUACCCAACCGAGGCCUACCCAAUCACUUCCCGGAAUAGUCCGUCUAUCAAUAAGACCGAGGCCUACCCAAUCACUACCCGGAAUAAUCCGUCUAUCAUUAAGACCGAGGCCUACCCAACCGAGGCCUAUCCAAUCACUACCCGGAAUAGUCCGUCUAUCAUUAAGACCGAGACCUACCCAAUCACUACCCGGAAUAGUCAGUCUAUCAUUAAGACCGAGGCCUACCCAAUCACUACCCGGAAUAGUCCGUCUAUCAUUAAGACCGAGGCCUACCCAAUCACUACCCGGAAUAGUCCGUCUAUCAUUAAGACCGAGGCCUACCCAAUCACUACCCGGAAUAGUCCGUCUAUCAUUAAGACCGAGGCCUACCCAACCUAG
Ylistrum balloti is the source of this 2424-nucleotide messenger RNA. RefSeq lists its product as uncharacterized. NCBI's taxonomy places the organism in Eukaryota, Metazoa, Mollusca, Bivalvia, Pectinida, Pectinidae. The transcript has 2 exons. The record is from RefSeq and is a predicted model, not a curated record. The coding region runs from base 1 to 2424 and encodes 807 amino acids.